This is a messenger RNA of Cantharellus anzutake, 7692 nucleotides long. RefSeq lists its product as uncharacterized. NCBI's taxonomy places the organism in Eukaryota, Fungi, Basidiomycota, Agaricomycetes, Cantharellales, Hydnaceae. The transcript has 17 exons. The record is from RefSeq and is a predicted model, not a curated record. Bases 1 to 7692 code for a protein of 2563 amino acids.
AUGGCUGGAAGCACAGCGCUCCCCAAUGUGAAUAUCCAAGGCCUUUCACGCCACAUGGUGAUCUCAGAGGACCUGAGACGUUUGACAUAUGACAAGGCAAUAGCAGUGUCCCAUGCGCUGCGUGAGAAAGCCUUCAUUGGCAUUUGUGAGCUGAAGGCUCACACCCACAGUUCUCUCCCUCUCACCUACGGUGUGAGGAAUGCACGGGCCAUCGAUCAAGCCGGGUUGGAUGGCAUCAAAGAUAGCAUCAUUGAGGACAGUGGUCCAUCAAGACUACGACCAGAUAUGCCAGUUGUGCUGUUGAUCCGGCAACCCUGGGUGACCAGUACUGACUGGCCAAAAAUAAUCACGCCAGAUAACCAUAAGUCAUUGGCAGUUCUUGAACUGAGUGAGGUGGGUUGGCUAGCAGCAAGGGCUGGCCAAUUGCAAGUUCUAAAUGGACAACAUCGAAUUGGGGCAUUACAGGCUGCAUAUGCAGCGGUAGCCGGUGAGGUAAAGAAGUAUGGGGAAGCAGUGGAAGGGAAGGUGGUUGAUAAUAUGGCGACGUCGGAGGAGAGGGAAAUAUAUCGGAAGGAUGAGGAGAGGUUGAAGGAAUGGAAGUUAAAGCUCCUAGAGCUUGUGACAUGGCCUGCUGCGGUGUAUGAUUUGGGCAAGUGGAGGAAAACACAAAUUCGUAUCCAAACUGACAAAAGCUUUUUAGAUGUUUUGGAACAAGAUGAAAGUAUGGGGAGCUUCGUCAUUGAGCUUCUCGCACGAAACAAGGAUGUCAUCGAAGUCAUGGCAUCAGAGGAAGAAAAGUUGGUGCCCGUUUAUCAGCACCUUCUCAAUGUCCAGGUGAGGACAGGGUGGAGGCCAACUCUGUGGCGGUCAGCUGCUGCGGCCAAGGAGGGGCCUGACGGGAUUGACCUCGAUAUCCGCAAGGUGCUGUGGCCAAAGCUCGGCACACACAGGAAGCUCCAGCGGAUUGCAGCUGACGAAAGGUCCAAUCGGGGACUGAUGGAACUUGUCCGUGUCGGCAAGUACUACCGUGACUGGAAGGGCUUCACAAUAAACCACAUCUCGACAAAACUUCUUGGUCAUACAUGUGCGUAUCUGUGGACAUAUGUCCAAGCACAAAAUGAACGUCUGGGGCUUCUCAUGACGGAGUCUGACGUGGAUGAUAACUUCGAUUAUGAGCGAUUCGAGGCACUCCUGAAGGAACUGGAUGGGAAGUUGACGCAAAAAUCACGCAAGGCGAAAACCGAAGAGCUUGAUGAACUGGCACUGCAUUUUGUCAAGACGUUCAUUGAUAAAGUUGAGAGGAUGCCCCCACUUGAUGCAUACUUCAAUGUGGAGUUCUGGAAAGGUGUGGAGGAUGCCGAGGUGGUGGCUGGGGUGGCGACGAUUGUCAAGAAAGGGUCGAAGAAGACACAGCGGACUUAUGGAGAUGACGUUUUCCAGUUCUCACAUCGGGAUCACUCAUCACGAUAUAUCGACUACCGAACAGCACUAUGGAGUGCAGUCGAAAAGGUCCUUGAGCAAAACCGAAACAUUCUCCCUGAGUGGCAUAUGAUUCUGAUCACAAAUGGUCUCCUAUCAAAGUUUGAUGACAUUUCAACAGAAUAUGAACAGUUUUUCAAGGAGUCAUCCACCAAAAUGUUCGCGAACAUCCUGGUGGAGCUGGCCAUACGUCUGUCAUCCACCAAAAUGUUCGUGAACAUUAUGGUGGAGCUGGCCAUAUGUCUGUCAUCCACCAAAAUGUUCGCGAACAUCUGGAUCCAUGCUUGGAUUGACCCUGUCAAUGCCUACAUGAUGGAUAUCACCCAACUUAACUACUUUGAUGCAUCCUAUGCACUAUUUGAUGCAAUUCUUCAAGAUCCUUUGCUUGCUGUGGAGCCAGGGACUGAAGUGGAGUUCACACAUGUCGUGUUUAGUGAAUUAUUGCCAUGCUUUAAACACUGGAAAAUUGAAUGGGAUCAUUGUGGAUUCAAGCCCAUCCCCUCACGCACCAAUUCUUCUUCGCCACUACCUGGUGGGUUCUUUGAGCGUGGAUCAACAUAUGAUGUACGUGCCAAGACCAAGGCACGCGUCAGGGAGGCCAAGGAAAAGGUCCCUGAUGAUGACCCCUCUCUGGACCCUCCAGAGCCUGGGAAUCAUAAGAAUGGCUUUUUGGGUGAUGCACCAUUCAAUAUCUCAUGGUCUGAUGAGUGCCUUGAAUACCGCACAUCCAUCACCACUUUCCUGCGCUGGUAUGACAACAACUUCACUCAUGUCGAUCUCGUCAAAUUCCGCAAGGGCAAGGAUGCUGUUGAUCGUGCAAUGGCAUUAUACCCACGGAUUUCUCCUACCCAGGUUGAUGCAGGACCAAAUCACCUGCACCGUAACUCUGCAAAAUGGUGCCUAUCAUGGGUGAGCUAUGGGCUACAUAAUGAACUCUGCCGUCGCCCCCUCUUGAAGAGCGACACCAUCACUUCUGCAUUGCACUUGAAGGUCAGAGAUGCAUUGUCAAUUUAUGCACCAAGCCCACCCGAUUUCCAACUCGUCAUCCCAACCCGUGUUCGAAAGUCAUUGACAUACUUCAAUCAACCUGAAGCCUUUGUCCGUGCCAUUGAGGGAAAAUUGGAUUCAAGUGAUGAGGAUCCUGAGGGAGGAUCUGCAGCACAGGCUUAUCAUGCCACACGUGUUCAACACCGCCAACAACUUGAUGGGCUAAGGAAAGCCUUCGAAGGAGUAACAUUUAUUCACAAGGGAGGGAAAGUAGAUGGCCCAAUUGAUUCCAGUAUCAUAACAGCAUGGAAUGCAUUUGAGCAGCACCUUCACCGAUUCUCAGUCAUAGCCUCUGUGGCAAAGGCCAAAGCAGCGCAAGAUGCUGAAGGCUCUGCUGGAGAACUCCAAUUAUUUGAGGAGGAUAUUCGCCUGUUGGGAGGAAUGCCACCUUCAAAAUUCACAUUCAAGAGUAGUUCGAUUAUGGCUGGGAAACGCCAAUCAACAUCCCCAGUGCUGCCAAAAUGGCUCCGAGAUGCACGGGAUAUCACCAUUUCUGAGGCAAGUGAUAACUACAAACAUGCCAACAUAUCCAUCAGACUCACCACUAAACAGACACAUCAGAAGGCCCUGGAUAAAUUAGAGGAUCAACAGGAGGAGAAGGAUUAUGAUCCUGAACAAGGGGACCCUGACCGAGAUGACACUCCAUCCAAGUCUUCAGACAGCAGCAGUGAAAGCAGUGAUGCCAAGUCAACUGACAACGAGGAGCCUAUGCCAUCCAAAAAACCCACUAGGGUGGAAAAAGGUAAGGGGAAGGCUGUGCCUGAUCCUGGCCAAAGGGAUGUUGAAGACCCCACACCAGAGGAUGAUCCAACCGGAUCGGAGCUUAGUGAUAGGGGUGAGCCUGAGCAAGGCGUAAAACGCCCCCGGACAUCUAUUGAAUCCACAGUAACGCCUGCUGCAAAGAAGCAACGGCCCCAGGAUCCAAUCAAGGAACCAAGACGUACCCGUGCAACAGCCAAAAAGGGUGACAUCUCAUCCGCCGUGAAGAUGGCAGCGAUCUCAACCGAUUCCUCCGAUCUCAUUGAGCUUCCCUCUGAGGAGGACACCAUUCCCCCUUAUGACAUUCAUAAUCCUCUUGCAGAAGAGGGAUAUGGUGCUGUGAGACAAGAUAUCAUCGCUGGCGCCCGCCUUGGCACAACUGAGGCUUCUAAUCAACCUGAAAUGCAAAAGUUUUAUGAUACACCAUCUCGAACACUGCCCAUGAAGACAUUGCGCCACUUGUACAUCAACAAGAAUGGUGCAAGUGCCUUCAGCCUCUUGCAGCGCAAACAUCGACUACACUUGGAUCCCCAGUUCCAUGAACCGGGAACCUCACGACAAUAUACCUUCCGUCUCAAUGGACACUCCAUUGACUUUUCCCUUAAAGUGCCCGAUCGCUGUGGAUUUGAUGCGAUCCUUCCUCCGAGCCCAAUUGGGGUCCUCCCCACCUGGAGUUUUGACCUUGACCUGUGUGGUUCAUUGCGGGACUUUCUGAAUCGCAAGGGGGAUCUUGGCUUUGAUCCAAGGGGUCGCAUGCUGUACAUCGGAAAAUUCGGUCAUGACAGUGUAUUUCUGGCCAUGGCACCAAAUUCGUUCCUUGAUGGAUCACUUGACCCUGUACCAUGUGGCCAUGUUACUGGACCUACUCAAAUGAAUACCAGCCAUAUCCGCAUGGCAACGAGCAUCAUUCUGUGGUCAAUGACCUAUAUUUCUGACCGGGACUACAGCACCCUAACUCGUUAUGCUCCUAUUGGCGGAAAUAUUAAUAAAUACCAGGAUGUCGCACCUUGGGUUCAGGAGCAUAAUGGGAAGCUUACCUUGCGGCGACGAGAUGUUGAAAACAUGCAUCAUGCCCUUGCACACUACUACACAUCAGAAUUUGUUGCCAAUGCACCACCAACGUGGACAGAUGAUACUUGGUUCACAAACUCAACUCCCCUUGUCGUAACAAUCAAGUAUGGUCAGGAUUUGCCACUGGAUAUGGUCAAUUUGGAGGAGACAUCAACGACAUGGAACCACAAUUUCAGUUUCCAACACAUUUCCCGAUGGAGCAUUGCACUUGCCACCCAUAUUGUUGUACCUUCCAUUGUUGACACCGAAGUUCUUGAUCCACAAGCUAUUCUUGAAGAGUUUGGGACAGUCUUUGAUGAGCAUGGGCAGGUGAUUGAAGAUUUGGAGCAUUUCGACCUGGAAGACGAGGAUGGUGAACCAAUUCCCAUCUUUGACUCCCAAGGGGCACAGAUCGAUCGUAAGGAAGAGCUCUUCCGUGAAAAGGCAACCCCAGGGGGAUUGCUUUUUCGACUAAAUUCUGCCUCCCAUAUGUUUGAUCGUGUCUAUGGAAAUCCCCGCCAAUCAGACCCUUAUCGGUCUGAGAGUGUCAAGACUCAUACUUAUCCUCAAGCCUUCCUGACCGAUUAUGGCCAUGUUCAAGCCAAUUUAGUCUUCCCUGAAUUUCACAAGGCAGCACAGCUCAUCAAUCAAGCCCUCUUGGCUCCAAAUGUGGAGGAUGACAAUAAUAACCCCCCCAACUCCGAUGCCGAGCCUCGCCACUCUACACGUCAUGGGGCCCCUCCCCAGUGGAUGGAAAACUCGGAUGACUCGGAUGACUCUGAUGAUCUACACUCUGAACAUGAAGUUCUUGCUCAACUCUCAGGCCAUACAAUUGAGCCAGUCAAGGGGAUUUUUUUCCAAGGCUAUAAUCUACUUCAGCAUCGUAUUGCUCGCCGCUCCGGAGGUGCUGAGACAAUGCAUGGUACAGUGAGCAUUGCACUUGCUGGACAGUUUGCCCAAGGCCGAGCAGAGGAACAGAGGGCAGCACAAGCAGAGGCCUAUGUCUCCCGACAAAUGCCUUAUGAACGGAUGCGCCAGAAAUUGUUGACAAACAGUCACCAAGCUGACCAACGCCCACCAACAGACCUCCGACUUGAAAACAAUUGGGUCCUCAACUUUACUGCAAUCCCUGCAGAUCGACGGACAGGAAGGCAUGUCAUGGAACAGAUCAUCAAACCCUUGUUGGCUACAUGGUCCAAUCCUGGGGUUGUCAGGAAGCUGAAGCAGCAUACAAUUAUUCUGGCACCUGGCGUGUUGCCUCGUCUCUAUCUAUGGGCAACUUAUCCAGUUUUCUGGGGGAUAGAACAAAUCUACCACAUGGAACAACGCCGAAAAUCUGAAAAUCAUCGGCCUGAUCAAAUUUCCAGGGAACUUCUUGCUGCCCUUGAACGUGCUGGCAGUUUUGGUUUCUGUGGGGCUGGCAAGGUUCUGAGCACUUUUGUGAUGGACCCCCUUCUUCUAUCACUUGGAAUCAAGGAAACAGGCUUUCCUUCUCUCAGCAAGAUUGUGCAUUUGAGUCCUGAUGCAAGGGACACAAUUACUGUGGAGGCAGACAAAUGGCCUCGUGAUGCUGAUGGUGUUCCACGCUUUGCAUCCAAGAGAGUGGUUGUAUACAACUACUCACUUUCAACUUUUGAUUCUAUUGUAGCCGAGUGCUUUGUUCGUCAAAUUCGUGAUGGCAUCUACACAUUUUCCGACUUGGCUUCCACCCCCAUGUCCAAACAUGACAAAAUCAUCCAUGGACUGGCCGCAUAUGGUGUUGAUGCUUUGCUGAAGGAUGCCUUAUAUGAAGUGGAGAAGGGGGUUAAGCGUUACAUUGAUGGAGCAAAGUCACUUGCUGAUGCUGAGGAUCUUCGACGCUUUGCACGACAGCUAGAGGAAUUAAAGCAACUGGUACACGUUGAUCGUCCCUUUGAUAACUCACAAUCUGCCACCCAACGGUUGCUCCUUGUUCUCUGCACUUCACCCCAUGCCAUGAAGGGCAUGUUCUCGGAUUGUGCAGUUGAUGUUCUCUCAUGGGUCAAAGUACUGUAUCGGAUGGUUUCACCUCCACGACCUCCAAAGCCAGGCCCUGCCUCAACCCAGAAGAUCACCAUACCACAGAUUGGGGCACCAUUCUUCCCAGAUGGCUGUGCCCGGCAUGUGCUUCGCAGGGUUUUUGAAGCAUUGCGGCAACUUGGUCAGCAUGAUGACUGGGGUGCCCAACAAGAUUUUUGCUGCAACGUCAUUGUCAAACAAAUGGAAGUCUCCCACCUCUGCCGCUAUCCUGCAGCUUUUCUGAAUCCUGUCACUAAACGGCAGACAAAGUAUGCUGUUUGGCACAUCUGGACAGAUUUCAUCUUCCCUGAUGGAGGUCCUCAACCCCAUGCUGCUGAGGAGUCCAAUGACCCAGAUUAUCAAGCAGCUCGACUUGCAAGCAUCAAGCUGACAAGUGCAAACCCUCAAUCAUCUUGGACAUGGAUGGAUACAAAGCUGUCUGACCUCACUUGGGUCUUUGAACGUUCUCGACUCCCCACUGAUUGGAUCACAAAGGACAACCUUAAGGAUUCAUUCACUGCUGAACUCACAAGUUGGCUGAAGAGUGCUUACAGUGCUUCGAAUCCACGUUUCAAGCUUGCAUUACUGGCAUCACUCAUCAUUACUGCUUGGGCACCAAACCACCGUGUCAAGGAGAUAAGUGAGAAGAUUCCCAAGAAAAUCUCCCUUGGUGCAAAUAUGCGAGAAUAUGGCAACAAUCUAUGUUGGGAUUUGGAGCAUGGGCAGAGUGCAGCUGGUUGGAAAGCCCGCCCCCCUUUAUUCCACCUCUGGUUACUCUUCAUUUCAGGUGUCCUUAACACAUCAAGUCCAUGGUGGGGACGAAGAACUCUGAAAGAGCAUUGCAAGGGCAUCAAGAAAGCAGAUCGAACUGCUGAGCAAGCUCUCAAUGACACCAUGUUUUCCAAUUUCCGUGACAAGCACAGGAGCAAAGGAAUAGUGAUCGCUGUGUUGGCACGCAUGAAUCUUGUGAAGGCUCUGACACCCAAGGCAUUCACAGCAAAAGCACACUUCCCAAAUGACUGGGAACUCUACUCAGAUACUGAGUAUGAGAACAGGUUGCUGAAGGUCCAGGAGCUGUUGAAAGCUGGGGCCGAACGAUUUCCUAUCUUCCUUGUUGUUCGCCACUUCCUUGGUCAUGAAGCACAGCUCCUUGCUGCACAGCAUGAUUUUCCAGUCCCAGACAUGUGGGUUAAGCCAGCUUCACUUUCACACAGAAAGUCAACACACUCAAUGCGGGCAGAUUCAGAAGUGGAAUCUGAGGAGGAGGGGCUUGUCAGAGUAAAAGCCCGCCCCUGCAAGCGUCAUCGUGCUAAGCAGUGA